This is a messenger RNA of Tachyglossus aculeatus (Australian echidna), 3098 nucleotides long. RefSeq lists its product as uncharacterized. Bases 1007 to 2425 code for a protein of 472 amino acids. The transcript has 3 exons. Lineage: Eukaryota; Metazoa; Chordata; Mammalia; Monotremata; Tachyglossidae. The record is from RefSeq and is a predicted model, not a curated record.
AUUACUGAUAAGGAAAGAGCUGAGUGGCCUCAGCAAUAUGAGGCGCUGGAACGGGACGGACUCUUUUGGGUCUCUGAUGGAUGCCCUAUUUUGCCAGUUGCUGCACUGCGACCCGUUUGUCUGGGUGUUCACCAGGAGACUCACUUUGGUGCAGAUGCCUUGGCAGCCACAGUACUCCGAGUUUGGUUUGCCCCAGGUAUCCAUCCUGUUUCCAAACGGGUUACAGCCAGUUGUGCUACUUCCCAGAGCUUCAAUACUCACCCUGGUCGUCGGGUUCCUUUGGGGGGACGCCCUUGGGUAUAUUCCCCUUUUGAGGGUUUGCAGGUUGAUUUUGUGACACUUCGAAGGGCUGGUCCUUUCCGAUAUUUACUGGUUAUUGUUGAUUACCUGACUGGUUGAAUUGAGGCUUUCUCUUCCUCCCGAGCAACUGCUCCUACGGUGGUGAAAUGUCUCUUGAGGGCAGUCAUCCCCCGGUUUGAACCACCUGCUGUUAUUGAUUCUGUUCAAGGAUCACAUUCUAAACUCAUGUCAAGUGGCCGGAGGUCCUGCCUCCUGCCCUUUAACGACUAUGUUGUUGCCCCAGUCUCCUUUAAAUGUAUCACCUUAUGAGAUGCUGUUUGGUCAUCCUCCGUAUUGGGGAAAUCUCUCAGAUCCCCGACCUCCUCCAACCCUACAAGUGGGCGAUGAUGCCCUGCGAGCCUAUGUUUUGUCUCUCCAGGCAAUUCUAGCUGGGCAGCAGGCUGCUGGAAUCCUCCGUCAGCGCACCCCUCUCACCGAUCAUCUGCAUCCGUUCGUCGCUGGACAUUGGGUUUGAUUCGUGUUGCUGAGCGCCCCUCAUGGAUCCACCACUCCCAGCUCCUGAGGGCCUGCCUCCGACGCGCUUCAUCUACCCGGAUGCUUCUUCAAACCCUGACCAUACACCUGUCCAAGGCCGAGGUCAUGGACAUGCAGUGCCAUCUGGACGCUGCAUUUCGCUGAGGAAUGGGAUUGUUGUGUGUGUAAAGCUAUGUCUGGAUUUCUCUAUCUUGUCCUAUGCUUUAGGCGCCGGCUUUGCGGAAGACCUUUGUUAUCCCGAGGAGGGUUGUAUGUGAUCCUCCCGGAGGCCGUGGGCCUCGGAAGGAUCAAAGGGGGGAUUGUUGUCCACAGCGGACUUGACAUGACUGUGCAAACUGAGAACGACAUAAAUAUUACAUGCUGUAUGUAUAACGACUCUAUAAUGCUACCUUCUCCUUCUCCCCGAGACGAUAUCUUUGCCUUAAUACGCGAAUGUAGCAAGAGUAACAGUAACAGCACUGUUACCCAAUACCAGGGCUCUAACUUUACUAUUAGUGUGAACCGCGCCGCUACAUUGCUUUGUUUUAACACCACCACCAUAACUAAUAGGACUUGGUGGGUAGAGUACAUUAGGUUAUUGACCAAUAUUACCCCCAUUUCACAAGAAUUAAUUAUCGUUCGAGUACCUGGAAGUUGUCAGAAUGUGACGUUUAACACCCAGCAAAACUUGCUACAUUGUAACAUAACUUUUCCCCCCUGGAAACCUUGUAACAGGCGGAGGAGAUCAUGGUUUGAUACUCUCCUUGGAGGGGCAGGAACAGGUUUGGGUAUAGUAAAUUCAGUAGACCUUGAGACCCUGGCCAAUAGACUGCGCAGUGCUGGCCACGAUGUCCCUCAGGCUCUCACAAUAAAUGCUCGAUGGUCACGCACAACGAUCCUGCCCCACCAACCUACCUUAAACUUCCAAGGACAAUUUCUACAGUUGUUUAAUGCUGCAACGUUUGCUUCUGUCAACAUAGACACUGAUUUUUCUAAGCUAUUUAAUUGGACAAGGUGUUCAUUGGAGAAUAUCUAUAGCAUGGUACAAAAAGAGUGGGUUCAAAGAACGUUAUCGGCUGGAACCCCGGACAUUUGGAGACAAAUUCUUUCUCGUUAUAUUCCUCAAGAUAACUGGAUAUCCCAUAGAAUUGUAAUGCAAUGUACUGAGGAUAUAUGUACAGGGACAAUUACUCACUUUAAGGUUAGCUCUGCUAUGAUCAUGUGUAAUUAUCAUGUCAUUCCUUUUGUCUUGUCUUUGUAUUUCGUUUUGCCCCAAUUGAAUGGUGAAUAUAUAGACCAACGUAACAAUACUCAUAUAUUGCGGGAAUGUACCUCAUGCCUCGAAGGGAUGGUAUGUGGAAUGGCUACACCACAGAUGGAACCCUGUUUGUUAAACCAUUCCUCUAACUUAUGUACAUUAACUCUCUAUCAGCAAAGUAACUUCUCUAUGUUAUAUGAGGUAUCCCCUCAGCACAUAUGCAUUACCUCUAGUAAUAGUACUGAUUUGGAAUCUGUCGGGAAGGCUUCCCCUUUCUCCGGUUGCCUACGAAAUAUUAGUUUUCUUAACUGGCAGCGUGAUGAGUUUUUACUUUGCCCCUGUACAGGUGAAUGAUGUCCUAUGAAAUAUUAGUUUUCUUCACUGGCAGGGUGAUGAUUUUUACUUUGCCCCUGUACAGGUGAAUGAUGUAAACCUCACUUGGAUCCCGAAACCCCUCCCACCCACUACCUAUGUAUCUAUCGAACUCCCUGUAGCCAUCCUGAAUACGUCACAGUUACUACGUCAAUUGCUUACUAAAAAUGAAAGAGCUCUUAGUGAACAUCGCAUACAAACUCAUAUAGUUGCUGGAAAACUGAUAGACGCAUCUCAUGUAAUAUUAACAGACACAAAUCAUCAUUGGUAUGAUUUCUUCUUUAAAUCAUCGACUGCGCAGAAGUAUUUUAAUGCUCUGGCUAACCCUUUGCUAAUAUUUUCCUACAUUUUAAUUAUUUUAUGUUUAUGCAAUUGUUAUAUGUUUAUUAGCAUAAGAACGUUGUACACUAACUUUACUCCCAAGUUAUUAACGGCCUAUACUGUUAAUGUACCUGAUUUUGAGUCCGAAUGAUGGGUAAAUUUAGAAACUCUUGCACAUUAAGAAUAGGCUUCGAUUUGGCAACGGCUAGACCGACCUGUCCACUGGGCGACUUCGACCGGGCUUGACAGAUAACGAAUUGCAAAACAAAGGAGAAGAAAAACAACUUAUCUCUGUACUAUGGAAACGGGCCAUUUCCCACAGUACAGGAACAUC